Pelobates fuscus (common spadefoot toad) is the source of this 3046-nucleotide messenger RNA. RefSeq lists its product as uncharacterized. Gene Ontology annotation, biological process: microtubule-based movement. Gene Ontology annotation, cellular component: microtubule cytoskeleton. The transcript is spliced from 14 exons. Lineage: Eukaryota; Metazoa; Chordata; Amphibia; Anura; Pelobatidae. The coding region runs from base 335 to 2623 and encodes 762 amino acids. The record is from RefSeq and is a predicted model, not a curated record. Gene Ontology annotation, molecular function: microtubule binding; ATP binding; microtubule motor activity.
CAAAGGUCCUUUUCGAUCCAGACAGCCACUGGAGGCGGACUUAGUGCUGCAAUGUAAUGAGCUGCAGUGGUUUUGGUGCUUAUAGUGUCCCUUUAACUCAACUCCAUGACAAAAAAAACCUUGAUUACUUACCACGUACACUUAAGCAGCUCAAGGAAAAUAUCCGUGCAGAAAUUCAAGCGCUGGAGCCUCAAACAUUAACUAAUUUAAUGAACAAGGCAACUGAAAGAGAUCGACUUUUUGAAGCUGUAAAUGGAUGAGAUGUCAUCUUCCGUACCUAGUCAAACAAAUCUCUGUACGCUAUUUAAUCAAUAUUCACUGUGUUACAUAAAACAUGGGUACUGGGGCUUCCAAAGGGCAUUCAGCUGAGAAGCAUGCAUCAAGAGAUAAUGAGGACCUACCAUCUGCUGUACUGAAUGGUUCUGCAUCCACCCUCGCUGAUAACAAUUCCAUUGGAAAGCAGAGGACUCAAUCAAAAGUGGAGGAUGAUGAGGUAGCAGAAGACAUAGAACAAAUGGUACAACAUUUUAACAGACCAGAGGACACAGAGGAUCAAGUCAGGAUACAGAGAACACUCGAAACAGAAGACGUUUCACUGAUGUUUGAGAGCUUUCUGCACAGAAAUGGAACCCUUUACACCUGUUUCACUCAGAACGGAACCAGGAUGUACUUUGAUGACGAAAACGGUAUUGUGCCAUUUCCUGAGGAGCUAUACGGUGAAGGAAAAUUUAUUAAUACGCAAAACAAGCCCGACAAAGCGGCUGGUGACAUUAAACAAGAUAUUAACGGCAGCUCAGGUUAUUUAGAAAAUGAGCGCACCAGCUCCUUCUACAUACCAGGAAAAGGAAUGACUAUGACAUAUAUAUUUGAGGAAAGAACAAAUGUUUGCAAAUAUUUUGAUAGUGAUUCUGGUGCCUGGCUUAUUUUACCCUUGCUUUGGGAAGCGAACAUGGAUUUUAUAAAACACAGAGUGGAGCAAGUGAAGGACGCAUUACCAUCCAUAACGGACUACAAGGAAAUCCUGGCUGCACUAAGACUUUGUAAUUAUGAUCCUGAUGAAGUCAUUUCGAUGUUCUAUGCCAUGUUUGGGGACAGUCUGGCUGCCAUACCUGAACAAAACAUUGAAUCAUUGAAUUUUACUCGGGAUGUUUAUGAAAAGGAAAGGCAGAUUGAAAAUUUAAAAAAUAAAUUGAAGGAGCGAGAUAGAGACCUUGAAAAUAUGCGCUUAAAAUGUAAACAUCUAGAAGAAGAAAAGGAUCAUCUCAUUCGUCGCACAGAGGUGUUACAUGAUCAGGUUGAUCAGUUACAAUCUGAACAUGAAAAGUUCUUAAAGGAAAUAUCUGAAGUUCAAAGAAAAAGUUCAGAAACGCCUAAUCCUGGUCCUAGCAUAUUACCUCUGAAAAAAGAAGUAUUUUUAAAACUGAUAAAAGAAGCCCAUGAAAUUAAUGUUUGUAACCACCAGUUACGGGUGGUUGCUGUACAUGAUCUAUCGGACAUGGGUCAACAGUUGAAAAAUGUUCAAAAUCUAAUGGUAAACAUGAAAAAAUCUAAUCAUGAGUUGGAGGCAAUCCGUGCUCUUUAUCAAAGGGAAACCCUGGAACGGAAAUUACUUUAUAACCAGCUUCAGGAACUUCGAGGGAAUAUUCGUGUGUUUUGCCGCUGCAGAAGAGAUGAUGGAAAAGGGGAACAUCUAGCAUUUCCUUCUGAUGAAGACAUUUUGGUAAAUCAUAAUGGAAGCAAAAAGAGAUUCCGAUUUGAUCAAGUCUUUCUGCCACAGUGUACUCAGGAAGAUGUGUAUGAAGGGACUCUACCUAUCAUUAAGUCUUGUGCAGAUGGUUACAAUGUAUGCAUUCUGGCAUAUGGACAGACAGGGUCGGGAAAGACAUACACUAUGAUGGGAAAUGACCAAAAACCCGGUGUCAAUAUCAGGAGUAUCAGGGAACUCCUACGCAUUUGCCAAGAGAGGGAAAGAAUUAAAUACACCAUUAAGAUUUCAAUGCUGGAAAUUUACAAUGAAACCCUGAGGGAUCUUCUCUCACAAAAUGGUAACACACAACUGGAGAUCAGAUCACAGGGGAAAACCGUUUUUAUGCCUGGAUUAACUGAAACGGAGGUACUGACGGAAAACGACAUAAAAACGACCAUGUCUCUGGGCGAGAAGAACAGGACAGUAGCAUCAACCAAGAUGAAUACUGAAAGCUCACGUUCUCAUCUCAUGGUGAUCUUACGAGUAAAUGGGGUGGACAGUGUCUCCGGAGUUGUCUCUUCUGCAAUGCUUACGUUAUGUGACUUGGCUGGCUCUGAACGUAUUUCUAAGACUGAAGCAACAGGCCAACGUUUGGUGGAGGCUGCAGCCAUAAAUAAGUCUCUGACUGCGUUGGGACAGGUGUUUACAGCAUUGAAGAGUAACUCGCUACACGUACCUUACAGAAACUGUAAACUUACUCAUCUUCUCCAGCCAUCUCUUAGCGGCCACGCAAAGGCAUGUGUUUUUGUGAACAUUAGUCCAGAUAUAAGAGAUGUUGGAGAAACCUUAAGCUCACUUCAGUUCGGCUCAUCAAUUCAACAAAUAGCUCUAGGCAAGCCCAUUCAGAAUACAGCCUCUGUGAAGCCUAGUCACUGACUACAUGCACCCAGAAAACAAAUCUAUGCUGACAGGAUGGAGUAUGAUGGCUCGGUCAUACAGCAAGGAGACAUUUUCUAAUCAGAUACCGUUGGUUUUAUACAUUGUGUAAUUACCCCAGUAAUUGAUCUAACGCAGCUGCUGACAAUGUAGUGAAUGCUGGUGUCUCAGGAUCAAGUCUUGAAGGAAAUUAAAUAUACGACAGAUAAAACACAGACACGAAUAUCAAAGAACUCCUUUUGUAACCUUAUAGUUGUAAAUGCAUAAUAACAAAUUAUAUGCAAGAGGGUUUUGAUUUCUUCUAACUAAAGAAUGACAGUCUCAGAAUAUCCAGCUGUGCUAAUGCAAAUGCAGUAUGACUGAUAAAGAAAUGUAAAAAAUGAAAACGCAAAGCAGGUGUGACAUUAAAAUCUGUCAUUUUAA